AUGCAUGAGAAGAACCAGACAUUGGUCAGUGAGAUUGUCCUCUUGGGAUUUCAGAAUCUCCACAAUUUUAAGAUUCCCCUGUUCUCUCUAUUCCUUCUGAUUUACAUUAUGACAGUUUGGGAGAACAUCCUCAUCAUAGUGUUGGUGUCAUCCAGCUGGAAUCUCCAGUCCCCCAUGUACUUCUUUCUCCGACAGUUGUCCCUAUGUGAUCUAAUGGAGUCCUCAAGCACUGCACCUGUUCUGCUCCAAACCAUAAUCAGUGAUGGUAUCACAAUGUCCCUUGUUGGCUGUAUCUCACAACUGUAUUUUAUUGCCUACUCAGAAACUUUUCAGUCAUUCCUUCUAGCAGUAAUGUCCUAUGACAGAUAUGUGGCCAUCUGUAUCCCACUGCGUUACACUUCUAUAAUGUCCCACAGGGUUUGUGUAAAUAUUAUCCUAAUGGUUUGGAUCAUUAGUCUUAGCUCUACAUUGGUAACGUCGAAUAUGAUAGGGUCCCUAAAGUUCUGUAAACAGAAAAACAUCAAUCAUUUUUUCUGUGAUUUCGAUCCUCUUCUACAACUUUCCUGUACAGAUACCUUCUUUGUGAAAACAGAAGUCAUUUUAAUAUCUAUCCCAGUGAUUAUUUGCCCCUUUAUAUUCAUCACUGUAUCAUAUAUAUGUAUUGCCCAUGCAAUCCUAAAGAUAGUGUCCAAUACCGGGAGACAAAAAGCCUUCUCCACCUGCAGCUCCCACUUGGCUGUGGUCUUCUUAUUCUAUGGGAUUCUAAUUGCUAUUUACGUGGUUCCCCCCAGAAAAGAAACACCGUCCAUAAGCAAAAUUCUCUCUGUGUUGUACACUGUAGGGAUUCCUUUUGUUAACCCAGUUAUUUACAGCUUCAGAAGUAUGGAAAUAAAAAAAAGUCUUGAAAAUGCUGUAUUAAGAAAAUUGCAAUGGACAAGUUCAAAAAGAAAAAGCAGUUGA
This is a messenger RNA of Xenopus laevis (African clawed frog), 960 nucleotides long. RefSeq names its product olfactory receptor 11L1. The record is from RefSeq and is a predicted model, not a curated record. The transcript has a single exon. Bases 1 to 960 code for a protein of 319 amino acids. NCBI's taxonomy places the organism in Eukaryota, Metazoa, Chordata, Amphibia, Anura, Pipidae.